Molecule: messenger RNA, 361 nt
Organism: Meloidogyne enterolobii
Lineage: Eukaryota; Metazoa; Nematoda; Chromadorea; Rhabditida; Meloidogynidae
Source: the annotation of a GenBank genome assembly
UUUUUUAUUUUAAAUAAAUUUUUAUUCAAAACAUACACUAGAAUGUUUAUUCAAACAAUUUUUUCCACUUUUUCUUAUCCUCUAAAUCCAUUCCUGACAUCUCCCCACUCCCUCCACACAUCCACUACAAGCAUCUCCCUCUCCCCUCAAACCCAAAUCCACGCAAACAUUGACACAAACGGCGCUUCUCAACAUAAACUCCCCCCUCCUCUCCCCCCAAAAAUAUUUUUUCUCCACCCUAAAACACGCACGCAUUAUAACAACUCGCGCAAGAAAAAAUUUUUUGGGAAGGAGGGGAGGGGGGGGGGUGAAUGAGUGUUUCUCGCGCCACCCGCAAUCUUCCCCUUUUAUUUGCCACACA